Molecule: messenger RNA, 1015 nt
Organism: Chrysemys picta bellii (western painted turtle)
Lineage: Eukaryota; Metazoa; Chordata; Testudines; Emydidae
Source: RefSeq, a predicted model, not a curated record
GCGUGGCCGGGCCCUCCCCCGGUAUAAGCGGCGGGGGGCGGGGCUCUCGCUCUCUCUGCGCUUCGCUCGCAAGAUGGCGGAGGCGACCAACUGCACCAUGGAGAAUUUUGUAGCCACCCUGGCUAAUGGGAUGAGCCUGCAGACUGCGAUAGAAGAUGUGUCCUGCCCCCAGGCCGAGAGCAGCGUGAAGCCCACAGCCGAGGAGAUGACGUCCAAGGAUUAUUACUUUGACUCCUACGCCCACUUCGGCAUCCAUGAGGAGAUGCUGAAGGACGAGGUUCGCACUCUGACCUACAGAAACUCCAUGUUCCACAACCGGCACCUCUUCAAGGACAAGGUGGUUCUGGACGUGGGCAGCGGCACCGGGAUUCUCUGCAUGUUCGCGGCCAAGGCGGGUGCCAAGCGGGUCAUCGGGAUCGAGUGCUCCAGCAUCUCCGAUUACGCCGUCAAAAUCGUCAAAGCCAACAAGCUGGACCACGUGGUGUCCAUCAUCAAAGGCAAGGUGGAGGAGGUGGAGCUGCCGGUGGAGAAGGUCGACAUCAUCAUCAGCGAGUGGAUGGGAUACUGCCUCUUCUACGAGUCCAUGCUCAACACCGUCAUCUACGCCCGCGACAAGUGGCUGACCCCCGACGGACUCAUCUUCCCUGACCGGGCCACCCUGUACGUCACGGCCAUUGAGGACCGGCAGUACAAGGACUACAAGAUCCACUGGUGGGAGAACGUCUACGGCUUCGACAUGUCCUGCAUCAAGGACGUGGCCAUCAAGGAGCCGCUGGUGGACGUGGUGGAUCCAAAGCAGCUGGUCACCAACGCCUGCCUCAUCAAGGAGGUGGACAUCUACACGGUGAAGGUGGAGGACCUGACGUUCACCUCGCCCUUCUGCCUCCAAGUGAAACGUAACGACUACAUCCACGCGCUCGUAGCGUAUUUCAACAUCGAGUUCACCCGCUGCCACAAGCGCACCGGCUUCUCCACCAGUACGAGGGGGCGGGACCAGGGGAGGGGAUCCUGGUGA